AUGGAAAAUAGUAACAGCAGCUUCUCAUGCGUGAUCAGUAGUGUGGUGUUCUUUUGGGUUGACACUCUAGUGUCCCUCCCCUUCGUGAGUCGGAACUCGCGCGAGUGGAUCACGUGCAGUAGCGUGAGCAGAACCAAUCCCGCCAAGACAUGGGCGACAGGGAACCGAGGUCGCGACGCACCGCCGGUGGUCACAAGAUGGCUGUGUUUGGUAUCUCCAGUUGUCCACCGCUCCGGUGCGAAUGCUAAGAUUGUUGCUGUUUGGCUCUCAGACAUCACGAGUACGUGGCUGUGGCGUGGGUCGCCUAUUGCGAAUCCAGCAGAAGACUGCUGCUCUCGCACGUUGGGCGGAAGUCUCCCCAACGGAAUCGAGAGAAUCCUGACCCAGUUACGACUGUUUGGACUCUUUUGGGGGAUUGGCCGGGGGCUCACAGACAACUCUAAUUUCGCGUUCCGAGAGCCGCCGCCGCUGCGCUAG
Messenger RNA from Penicillium diatomitis, 477 nucleotides. RefSeq lists its product as uncharacterized. The record is from RefSeq and is a predicted model, not a curated record. The transcript has a single exon. NCBI's taxonomy places the organism in Eukaryota, Fungi, Ascomycota, Eurotiomycetes, Eurotiales, Aspergillaceae. Bases 1 to 477 code for a protein of 158 amino acids.